AUGGGCCGCAACGAUGAUGCUCGAAGAAACAGACGACGAAGAGCGCGUGUGUUUGGCGGUGAAAAAAGGCGCAAGUUAGUGGCAGAAAGAGAAGGAGGAAUUAGGGGAAUGGUGUUGCAAACGACUUCAAACGAGGUGUAUUUGCGAGAGGAUAUUUCGUGCGGGUUUCCCGGGUGCGUAAGUUGCGACGAGAGGCAAAAUGGAGCACCAACGGCACUGAACGAGCGGUGCGAUUUUUUUCUCGUGCCGUCGUCGGCGAGCGUCAUCGGAGUGUUGGGAGCGCAGUUUUGGGAAGAUUUAGCGAGAGAUUGUAUCUUGUGUAAGAGCGUUGAAACGCGAACGAGGGAGAAGUUUAAUUCAAACCCGAGGUUGAUGCGAGCGAUGAGAAGCGUAUACGAAGAUUCGCGGAAAGAUAGUUUUUUGUUUGAUGAUUUGCACAGUCGAAAGAUCAGAGAGCUUUCGAAGAGAAGUGGAUGUGGAUUGGUUGAAGCGACCGCGGCGUUUUACGCCGAGAAGGUGCAGACGGCGACGACGAGACGAUCGAAGGUUAUUGUACUCACGACAAAGCCUAUGAAAAGCGCAGUGAAAGAUAACGCCGUGACUACAAUGCACGUAAUCGAGUACAUUCAAAAAUAUCAUCCCGAGAACGAAGCUUUGAUGUCGAAGGUACAAGCGGCGCUCGAAGAGAAAGAAGAGGAAAACGAAAAAGAGGAAGAUAUGGAAGGAGGCGGUACCUUUUCUGAGUACAUUACACGAGUAGAGGUAGAAGAAGGUAUUGCAAACGGUACCAUAGUAAUUGGACAAAUGCGCGUAGAUAGCAAACGGACGUCCGCAGUUGUCAAUAACUCUAUUCGCAUAGACUCAAAAGUCAAAAUGAAUCGAGCUCUACACCUCGAUACGGUUGCGGUUGACGUGAACACGAACGAGGUCGUUUAUGUCGUGUCGCGAAAGCAAAUGGAAUUUACGUGCGUGCUCGAUGAACACGACUCAGAUGACUCUCGGUUGGCACAACGGAGCAGCGUUCUCGUCGUUCCGAGAGAGUCGAGUAAACUGCCUCGGUUUAAGAUGUUCAAAAAUGCUCCGGAUACGCUAAAAGGAAAAGUGUUCUCGGUUCGCUUUUCCUCCUGGUCGAGACAGAAAACGUUCCCGGAUGCGCAUUUUUUGGAAGUUAUAGGUGACGUUGGAAAUUUCAAAGGUGAAGUUGAUGCGGUGUUAACGAGUUGUAUGAUUCGCAAAGAGCCAUUCGGGGUGAAAGCGAACUCGGAAUUACCUCGGUCGGAUUGGACGAUACCGCUCGAAGAACUCGAUACUCGAAGAGAUUUUAGAAAGGAUCCCGCGACGUGUAUUUUUUCAGUCGACCCGCCUGGAUGCGUUGAUGUUGACGACGCGCUGAGUGUAAAGAAGUUGGAAAGUGGUGGUUACGAGAUUGGUGUGCACAUUGCUGACGUGUCGUUCUUCGUCCGAGAGAAAUCUGCGUUAGAUGCGGAAGGUAGGGCGAGAGGCACGACCGUGUACCUACCCAACGAGCGAAUUGACAUGCUCCCGGAAAUUCUGUCUGCAAAUCUGUGUUCGUUACUUGAAGGACAGGACAGAUUAGCGGUAUCGUGCGUUUGGCUCGUGAAUGAGGACUUGCGCAUUGAAGGGAAACCCUGGUUUGGUCGUUCAAUCAUUCGAAACCGAAAGGCUAUCGAUUAUUAUUCGGCGCAAGCUUUGUUAGAUGGAGGCGAUGCGGGAUGCAAAAACAACGUUCGUGAUUUUUACGACGCUUUGUAUGUGUUGACAACUUUUGCGAAUAGCAGACGCCGAGUGCGAGAAAUGAACGGCGCGCUAGAAUUGGCGAGCGCCGAGUUGAGGUUUGAAACGCAUGCUGAUGCUGGCGACCGCGAGGAACUUUCGACGGCAAAAAGAACCGCGGUUGCGGAGAAGCGUGAUGUUCACACAAUGAAAACGGUUGCAGAACUAAUGAUUUCAGCAAAUUGUGCCUGCGCGGAACGCAUUCACACGAAAUUUCUCGAGGCGUCCUUCGUGCGCCGACACAGAAUGCCAGCCGCGGACGCCUUCGACGACAUCAAGAAAUAUUGCCGCGAGUUUUUAAAUUUUAACUCGUUUGAUAGUUCCAGCGGCGUUUCGUUGAACGAAUCGCUUUCGAAGGCUAUCCGUUUAUCCACAGAUUCUCGCGCCUCCGCCGAGGCGUUCUUCCGCGGCAACGCUGCGCAGAAGAUGCAAGAGGCUGAAUAUUGCGUGUGCGACGGGGCCACGUCUUCGUCGCAUUUCGGUUUAGCCGUCGAUUUAUACACGCACUUUACGUCGCCGAUUCGCCGAUAUGCGGAUAUUAUCGCGCACCGACAGUUAUUGAGUGCCAUCGGUGAUUGCAGAGCGGCCAAGCGUAGCGACGACCUUUUGAAAAAAUCAAUUUUGCACGAUCUCGCGGAUCAUCUCAACGAGCGCACGCGAAUGUCGAAAGUCGUGCAAAGGAAAGUUUCAGAAGUUUACCUCGCCUUCUCGAUGCUGGACAAUGCAAAGACGAAAAUCGCCAUGGUUGAAAGUUACGACAAAGAACGAGAAGUUUUGAAAGUGUUUUUGCCGAGUUGGCAUUUACGAGGCAAUGUCUUCCUUCGUGACGAAACAGACGUCAAAACGCUCGAUCCGUGCGGACUCGGCGGCGUUUCUAUUAAUAAAGGCGAGCGCGAGUUUUAUCCUUUGCAAAUAAUUUACAUCGAAGUCUCGGCGACGAGUUCCUAUACGAGGGGCAUUCAAUUGACUUUUACUCUGUCCGAGGCUUUCAAAUUAUCACCGGACGAUGACGACAAUGAUUUGAGGGAAAUGGAACGCCGCGAUGUAGAAAACGCACCAGAACUCGCGCAAGCGUUUGAGAAUUCCGUCACGAUUUCCAGCACGAACAGGAAGAAAGUGUUGCUGGAACGCAACGAACGACGCGAUGACGCGACCAAAACAGAUGACGGUAGCGAAACAGACGAAAUGCUCGUCCCGCCGAAAUCGUUCCGAAUGAGAGCGCUCGAUCCGUAUUCCGUCCAUCUCUUAACGCUCAAAGCUGCUUUGGAGAUGAAAUGCUCGAGAACGCGAAUCGUGGACGAGCCAUCGAAAGCUCGAUACGCUCGUCGUCGCGCUCGGUUAGAAAAAGUUUUAUAG
Bathycoccus prasinos is the source of this 3150-nucleotide messenger RNA. Its product is annotated as exosome complex exonuclease RRP44. Bases 1 to 3150 code for a protein of 1049 amino acids. The record is from RefSeq and is a predicted model, not a curated record. The transcript has a single exon. NCBI's taxonomy places the organism in Eukaryota, Viridiplantae, Chlorophyta, Mamiellophyceae, Mamiellales, Bathycoccaceae. Gene Ontology annotation, cellular component: exosome (RNase complex). Gene Ontology annotation, molecular function: 3'-5'-RNA exonuclease activity; RNA binding.